CCAACCACGACCUUACAUAAACAUAAUCUAUGGAUGGGCCAUAAGAUGUCAAUACAGUACGGAAACGAAAGGAGGUCGUAUAAAUGGAUGAUGUAUAUGUAACAUUCGGCUACAUUCCAUCUAUUCUUUACACAGUCUUCCACUCUUUAUCGAAAAGUGAUGGUAAAUUUUGACAAAGCUUGUAGAGCGUUUGCUGCUGCAGUAUUGGAAUACGAUACAAAUAAAAUUGUUCACAUAAAAAGCAAGAAAGUUGGUUUAGUUAAUCGUAUCAUUCAAUUAGCCAUCAUUGCAUAUGUGAUUGGCUAUGUAAUUAUAUACAAAAAAGGCUACCAAUUAUCUGAAAUUGGCCUGAGCUCAGUGACAACCAAGCUAAAGGGAACUGCCUUGACUAAUUUGUCCAUUCAGUUUCCUAUCAAUGAAAGUUUGGCUCAAAAUCUUUUUAAUGGACCAAGAAUAUGGGAUUCUGCUGAUUAUGUUAUUCCACCAGAAGAAAAUGACGCCGUUUUUGUGAUGACGAACAUGAUAAUCACACCUCGACAAAAGCAAGACAAAUGUCCAGAGGAUAGUCACUACAGUGAUGCGAGGUGUUACAAUGAUUCAGACUGUAUUGCAAUGAAAGAGGUUUACAUAGGACAUGGUAAGGUUUCGUGUUAUGACAGGCAAAUGUGUAAACCAGACAGACCUUCUGCAAACCACACAGAAAAACCGAAUGUUUGUCAGAUUUAUGCAUGGUGUCCUGUGGAAUAUGAUGAACUACCCAUGCCUGGAACAAACUUUGGACAUCCUUUACUCAAAAAUGAGAGUCUUCUAAAGGAAGCCAUAAACUUCACCAUUCUCAUAAAGAACACUGUACAAUUUCCUACAUUUGGAAAAUCAGUGCGAAACAUCAACGACAAGCAAAACAAAACGUAUUUGAAGCGAUGCAAGUACAAGUCGUCAGGAAUCGAUCGAUGGUGUCCCAUUUUUCUUUUGCGAACAAUUUUCAACGAAAUUAGUGACAUCGCUUUUGAAGACGCUUCAAUCAAGGGUGGAAUCGUUGCAAUCAAAAUAAAAUGGGAUUGUAAUUUGGAUCAUGAUGUCCAUGAGUGUCUACCGGAAUACUCAUUUGGCAGGGUUGAUAAUGCAGAUGCGAAAAUUGCCAAAGGCUAUAACUUCAGAUUUGCAUCAUAUGAUGUGGAAAAUAAUACACGAUACAGAACGUUGAUAAAAGCAUACGGCAUUCGAUUUGUUAUAUUAGUCGAUGCGAAGGCUGGAAAGUUCAGUAUAAUUCCAUUAUUACGUAAUCUGGGCGCCGGAUUGGCCUUACUUAGUGUGGCAACUAUAUUGUGUGACAUCUUUGUACUGUACCUGUUAAAAAAGAAGUAUUUUUAUCGGACGAAAAAAUAUCAAUACGUGGAUGAUCCUGACGCCAGCAGUAGCAACGACAAGGCAAGUUUACCUAUGCAAAAUACCCAAAGAUCUCCUAAGAAUAGAGAUAACUAUGAAGCCUUCAGUGAAGAAAGUUAAAUGACGAUUAAUUGCACAUAGAUGCAUAAGAAGACUUUUUUAAUUCAAAGGAUUUUUUCUUGUUUUUGUCGAACAUUUUUUGCAUCUCGGAGAAUUGAAUUAUCCAGCAAAAUGGAUGGUCGUGAUAUUUUAUCACAUUAUUGACGUUUAUUGAUCGUUUUCACCAACUGCGUCGUAUUCCAUUUGAUAUCUAUCUUGAAAAAUUUAAACAUAAUUUGGCAGCAAUUCUCGAUCGUCUACUUUUGUUUGGCUUUAUCGUUGCUAUUCAAAGUCAGCAACUUGUUCAAAAAUAAGUGUCGAUGUUUUUUGUGUUUUUCCUGCCUCGUCAUAUUUAUAAUUGUGAAGUUUAGUGCUGAAACUGACUUGUUCAAAACAAUCUUGCAUUCAAUUAUUCAAAAUUUUAUUGUGUUUUUAGACUCAAGCGUAACUUCAGAAUAGUGAUAGUAUUAUUCACGUGCUUGCCUUACUCACGUGUAUAUAUUGUGUAGAAAUAAUGUAGUCUUCUUUGAAAAAAACUGAAAAGCCUAAUGUUUUUAGUGGAACAGAAGUUCAGUAUCUAUCGUAUCAGUAUUACUCCAUUUAGAAAACCUAAAUCAGCAAUGUUUCUUUGUAAAUGAAAAGAUAAUAGAAUGAAGAGUUGAAAUAUAUUCUAUUCUUAUCGCA
Xenia sp. Carnegie-2017 is the source of this 2169-nucleotide messenger RNA. Its product is annotated as P2X purinoceptor 4-like. Gene Ontology annotation, cellular component: nuclear inner membrane; plasma membrane. The transcript has 12 exons. The coding region runs from base 160 to 1506 and encodes 448 amino acids. Gene Ontology annotation, molecular function: purinergic nucleotide receptor activity; extracellularly ATP-gated monoatomic cation channel activity. The record is from RefSeq and is a predicted model, not a curated record. NCBI's taxonomy places the organism in Eukaryota, Metazoa, Cnidaria, Anthozoa, Malacalcyonacea, Xeniidae. Gene Ontology annotation, biological process: monoatomic cation transmembrane transport; response to ATP.